Molecule: messenger RNA, 2713 nt
Organism: Lolium rigidum
Lineage: Eukaryota; Viridiplantae; Streptophyta; Magnoliopsida; Poales; Poaceae
Product: protein SENSITIVE TO UV 2-like
Exons: 12
Coding region: 1-2463 (820 amino acids)
Biological process (GO): DNA damage response
Source: RefSeq, a predicted model, not a curated record
AUGGCGGACUUCGACGACGACUGGUUUGACGACAACGCGCAGUUGCUUGACGCGAUCUGCCGCGACGCCGAGGAGGCCUCCGCCUCCCGCAACCCUAGCGCCACUCCAGCUGCAGUCACCCAGUACCUUCCCGCCGCCCCCGCCGCCGCCGCCGCCGCAUCUUGGCCCCCUUCCUGCUUCUCCACCACCGCCACCACCUCUUCCGCCCCCCUCUCCCGCGUCCCCGCCGCGCCCCAUGCCUACGCCACUCCCCUCCCCCGCAUCCCCAAUGUCGCCGCCGCCUCUCCUUUCCCCCUCCCCCGCACCCCCGCGGCGGCCCGCGCGCCCACCCCCGACUUCUUCUCCCCUCCGCGCGAGCUCUCCCAGCGCUCCGCGGCCAGCGGCGGCGGCUUCUCCCCUCCGCGCGAGCUCUCCCAGCGCCCGGCGGCGGAGGAGGACAGCGAGUGCCAGAUCAUCGAGGCGAUGGGCUCCACGACCACCGACCGGGCCAGGACCGUGCCGCCGAGGGACGCUAGGGCGGCGAGCCAGGCCCGCGUCAAGACCUUGCCCAGGGGGAGGCAAGCUAGGGCGGCAGAGAGCAAGUCGGCCGAGGAGAUCAAGAUGCAGAGGGAGCUGGAGCGUGUCCUGAAGCAGAUGAACGACAUGAAAAACGAGAACACGGAGCUGAAGAAAGGCAUCAAAAAUAAAGACCUUGAAAUCGAGGCUAAAGAAGCAGAAAUUCAUAUUUUGAAGAAGGCGAAUCUCAAAGAUAUUUGCAGUACAAGGAUGGAUAUUGAUCAUGCCCCUGCAAAUGAGGCUUUGCAAGCUGGGGGUUCUUGUCGCACAUCCACAAGGAGAGCAGACAAGUUGAAUGGAAAAAAUAAGGACCUCUGUUCUUCCCGAGAUGGAACAAGUACCUCAGGAGCAUAUUUGGAGGAGAAUGCACACCUUGAAUUAAAAAAUAACAAAUGCACGGACAAUAAGGCUAAAGGAGUCCAAACAGAUCUUCCAGUGAACAAUGAACAUCUUGAGCACAAGAAAGUACCAAUAAAUAACAUCUCUAGCAGCCUCUGUGCAAUCUGGGGUAGGCCAGCUAACAGUAUGCUGGGGAGGAGUCUGAUCUCAAAGAUCCUUGCUUCUUGCUCAGAAGAAAUGUUGACACUUCUCCAGUCUACGAGAUCGCCAGACAAGUGUGAAAACUCUUCUGAAGGGAGCUCCUCAAUGCAUAAUGCUAUAUCAGAAGUAUAUGAUAUUAUCAUCAAGGUGAAUAGUGACGCAGUACCUGUACAAACUCUUCUUGAAGCAUUGCUAAAUCUGUGUGUUGUUGGUAAUGUCGUUGUUGUUGGUAGGGCCCUGCGGAUAUUGUAUAGCAUCUUGCAAAACUUGCUAACCCAUGGAGUCAAGUCUAACCAAAGGAACAAUGUUAUUAUUGGGACGAAUGCUAACGGUAACAUGGAAAUGGGGAGUAACAGUAGGUUGCUUAAUGCACCUGGCAUGGAGAAUCUAGUAAGAAGUGAAGAUGGACUUCACAUUGGAAAUAUGUUUCUUCCUUCUACAUUCUGGCCUUCAUUCUUCACUGCUGUGCUACAAAUUGCGCUAAAGUAUUCAGAAGAGAGUAUUCGUGUUGAUGCACUAUCCAUAGUUAUUCUCGUUGUAAGGACAAGUGAUCCCAAAGUGGAACGUGAAAAAUUUGGAUUUACUUCUGUAAUGGAAAGCUUACAUCCAUUGUUGCAGAAGGAAAAUGGAUUGCUUGUAAAGAAGCAUUCUGUGCAUCUACUUUUUUUGCUUUUGAACUGCCCAACGAUGUUGAAGCUUCUGUGCAAUGGAGGUACAGAUGGCUCUGAAGUGAUGGAAGCUGUUGGAUCUGAAAAUGAUAGAUCACAACAAGCUAUAAGCGCAGUACUUCAGGACUUGUCUGAAUGUUUUACCUGUGAGGCAACAUCUUCUCUGGAGCUCAAGCUUUGUCGUCUAGUUGUCAAUCUAUUAGCAUACAUAGCAUCUAGUGGCAAGUUGGGAUAUCAAGUGCUUCUAGAUUCAGUGACUGCCAAUGGUUCCAGCUUUUUGGAGUUGAUCAUGGAAGUCCUUGCUUCCCAGAUGGAACAGGAGGUUGAUUUUUCAACUGAGGCACACGAGCUAUUGAAAGAAAGGUAUUUGCUGAUGAGAGAAGCCCUGAUCCUUCUGAACCGAUUAGCUUCACACGCUAUGUUUUCGAAGCCAACUCUGGAAGUGUUGGUAGGCAGUGGUAACCAGUGCGCAAGCUUGACAAUUGAUACUGCGAACCGGCUUCCCCAGAGGAGCAAGUACCCCUUGAGGCACCUUACCGAGCUGAAUCCCCAGAUGGCGAACGACCUCGCAGAGCUGGCCCAGAAGUUCCGUUCGCGAGUGUACGGUUUCCUGGAAGAGCAACAGCAUUCAAAGGCUGACCGUUCCAGUUCAAGUGGUCCGGCCAAGAGUCUGCGACUGCCUCCUAGAGUUCCAAGAUAGUUGGGUCUAUCUUAGCUUACUGGAGAUUGUUUUCUUGAUUUUUUUUUUCUUUUGGGCUAACCGUAGUAGGGUCUUUCUGGGUAGGGCGAGUAGGUAGGUUUUGGCUGGUGGUGUACAGUGGGGUGUGAUUCCUCGCCAUUUUGGGGAUGUGUAAGUUUGAAAACUCGAGGGAAUGUGUUGUUAGAAUUGUACUGAGAAAUUGGCAUACGGCACAACAGCAGUUCGUGGCAAGAUAGUCAUCUUUCUUUUU